AGGACUUCUGAACCUAGCAUUUGUGGCAUGCAGGAAAGGACAGCCGCCACUCGAACAUCACUAGAAGGCGUCUGCUCUCAGGUCCGCCGGCGAAUUGCACCACCGCAGACUGACACCGGCGAGAGGAGGCGCAGAAUGGGGAGAGGGGAAACGCCCAGCGCACAUUUCCCAAACUCUGCACGUCGGCCCAGGGAGGCCUGUGUGCCUGGGGAGGGGAGAAGGGCCCGCGGUCUCGGGGUGUCCGCAGUUCGGAGGGAGGGGAGCAGCAGCUCCACUUUCGCCCUGCGCUGAGCCCCUGGCCCCAACUCCCGGGAGUGCUCCCCGGCUCGCGACCCGCCACCCACAGAGCGCCGCGCCACGCCCCACCCAGCCGUGGGCUAGGGGCCGUGGACGGGGAGCCGGACCUCGUCCCGGCGCCGGGAGCUGGGGCACGCCCGGUCGAUUUUCGACCUCGAUGCCCAGUGCGGCGCCCCGGGAUCUCCCUUCCUUACAGCCGGUACUGUGGCCGGGGACUAGAUGCCGUUAAAGGAAAGGCCUGGGAAGAGAAGUAGGAGGAAGCAGUAUGCAGAGGUCCAGAUUCGAGUGGCUGGACGGUGCGCGGGGGCAACAAGUAGCUCGCACUGCAGCUAAGAAGCUCCAGCGCGAGCGGCAGCCUGCCUGCGGCGCAGCGACAAGCGCACACAGGCAGUCAGCGACGGCAACUGAGGACGCUAAAGAGAGACUAACUCGCUCCUCUGGGUAAGGAGAUAAAAGGGGGCUGCGGAUGUCCAAAAGGGUCGUGCUCCAGGUACUGUGGCUACUGUACCGAGUUGGUAACUCCGCCGGGAACCUGCAUUCCGCGCCGGCCCCGCCGAACCUGCACCCUGCCCUGGGAGCUUAGCGAAGCCACCUCCACAGAGUACGCACCACCUCCCAGCGUCUUUCUCCAGACUAGAAGUUUAAAAGAUGUCACUGCCACCAAUAACAGUGCGGAACACUUUGAAUGCCCUUCAGAGCCCCUGGCACCAGGCAGCAUCUGAGAUCCCCUCCUAUGCUGAUUAGCCCACAAUCCUCUCUGGCACCACGUGGGCAAAAGACCCUUUAUUUUCCCUGAGGAGGAGAAAGAUGUGUGGCUCCCAAGGCCCAACCUCCAGGGAAGUGUGAAGCAGACUGAACUGAUUAUACUCAGGAGUGGAGCAGGAUAAUUUGGGGAAACACAGAGCCCUUCACUCUGGAUUGACGCUGAACUGAAGAUCUGAUAAGAGCCCAUCAGAUGAGAAGAAACUUAAAAGAUUGCUAACACCCAACGCUGGCACCAGAAGCAGCUCAAAGUCAUGUUCGUCGGGGGCCCCAACGUCAGGAAGGACUACCACAUCGAGGAGGGUGAGGAGGUGUUUUACCAGCUAGAGGGCGACAUGGUUCUCCAAGUCCUGGAGCGAGGGAAACACCGGGCCGUGACCAUUCGGCAGGGAGAGAUAUUCCUCCUGCCCGCUGGGGUACCCCACUCUCCACAGAGGUUUGCCAACACCAUGGGACUGGUCAUCGAACGGAGGCGGCUGAAAACGGAGCUAGAUGGGCUCAGGUACUACGUGGGGGACACCACGGACGUCCUGUUUGAGAAGUGGUUCUACUGCAAGGACCUUGGCACACAGUUGGCCCCCAUCAUCCAGGAGUUCUUCAGCUCUGAGCAGCACAAAACAGGAAAGCCCAUCCCUGACCAGCUGCUCCAGGAACCGCCAUUCCCCCUGAGCACACGAUCUAUCAUGGAGCCCAUGUCCCUGGAGGCCUGGCUGGAUGGCCACCGCAGACAGCUGCAGGCAGGCACACCCCUCAGCCUGUUUGGGGACACCUAUGAGACACAGGUGAUCGUCCAUGGACAAGGCAGCAACGAAGGCCCGCGACAGGACGUGGAUGUGUGGCUGUGGCAGUUGGAGGGCUCCUCUGUGGUGACGAUGGGGGAACAGCACCUGAGCCUGGCCCCGGAUGACAGCCUUCUGGUGCCAGCCGGGAACGCGUACACCUGGGAGCGAGGGCAGGGCUCUGUGGCCUUGGCUGUGACCCAGGACCCCGCCCGCAAGAAGCCCCUGGGCUGAUCCUCUGGGUGCGGCCCCGAAGCAGUGCCUCCCUCCCCCACAUAACUCCCCUGCCCGCUGUGCUUCUGGAUAUACCGCUGCUGAGCCACUCUGUGUCCCCGGAGCUGGGCCCUGGACAUCGCCACCCACCCUCCUCCUGUCCUCUCGGCCGAGAUGCCAGGCUCUUGGGGGGAUGGUGGUGCCCCUUCUCCUCUAACAGCCCUCUGCCCACUGCCCUGCACGGUCUGCUCCUUGAUGGAGGCCGGACUACCUCUCCAUCCCUCUGUCCCCACAGGCCCAGGGCAGCACUUGCCUGCUACCCAGAGGGCCCUCAAUAAAGGCUUCCUCGUGGACAAA
Mirounga angustirostris (Northern elephant seal) is the source of this 2408-nucleotide messenger RNA. It is a transcript of the gene HAAO, whose product is annotated as 3-hydroxyanthranilate 3,4-dioxygenase. Gene Ontology annotation, molecular function: 3-hydroxyanthranilate 3,4-dioxygenase activity; iron ion binding. Gene Ontology annotation, biological process: 'de novo' NAD+ biosynthetic process from L-tryptophan; quinolinate metabolic process. The transcript has 12 exons. NCBI's taxonomy places the organism in Eukaryota, Metazoa, Chordata, Mammalia, Carnivora, Phocidae. Gene Ontology annotation, cellular component: cytoplasm. The coding region runs from base 1314 to 2072 and encodes 252 amino acids. The record is from RefSeq and is a predicted model, not a curated record.